CAAAGAGCGGCGGAGCUUGGCCAACCGGCGCCGACUCUCGCCUUCCUGCAACCCGCUGUUCCGAAAAGCGUCGUCCCCUUCCUUUCUCCUUCCCUCAGCCGACGCGAAUGGAGAAGGGCUCUGCCGCGGGAGGCAGCUCGCGGCCGCCGCCGAUGCCGAGUCUGGAAGAUUUCCCGUUCGAGGGCAAGAAACCCGUCAAGAACCCCUUCGUCCCCAUCGGUGCAUUGGUUACGGCGGGCGUCCUUACGGCUGGCCUGGUCAGCUUCCGGUAUGGGAAUUCUCGGCUGGGUCAGAAGCUGAUGAGAGCCCGUGUGGUUGCUCAAGGCGUGACGGUUGCCCUGAUGGUCGGCAGCGCGUACUACUACGGCGACCAAAUCAAGCUCUUCAAGAAGGGUUCUAGCCCAUGAACAUGACUAAUUAGUGGGUUUGCGGUGUAUGGAAUGUCAUAUGUCAUGUGUACUUGAGCCUGGGGCUGUGCUGUUCAAUAAAUAUCUAUCACAGGCUUCUUGGUAUGUUAUAGCUAAUCAUUUUUUAUCCAGUUUCCCGGCUCAAAAAUAAAUAGAUCAACUCAUUGUGCGUGAAGCCGGAUGUUUUUUUCCUUGUGCCCCUGCAGCUGAAUAUCACGUGAUGGCAUUGCAUUGUAUCAAGCGUCUGUAACGAAAACAAUUUUUAUCGUCACAAGUCGAUGCUGACUGAUGUGUGCUC
Molecule: messenger RNA, 705 nt
Organism: Brachypodium distachyon (stiff brome)
Lineage: Eukaryota; Viridiplantae; Streptophyta; Magnoliopsida; Poales; Poaceae
Product: RING-H2 finger protein ATL48
Exons: 2
Coding region: 108-407 (99 amino acids)
Source: RefSeq, a predicted model, not a curated record